Molecule: messenger RNA, 1684 nt
Organism: Macrosteles quadrilineatus (aster leafhopper)
Lineage: Eukaryota; Metazoa; Arthropoda; Insecta; Hemiptera; Cicadellidae
Exons: 9
Coding region: 138-1472 (444 amino acids)
Source: RefSeq, a predicted model, not a curated record
GAGCUAUUGUAGCUCAACAUGGUUUAAGCUGAAACAUUCACACUAAUAUUCUGAUGUUAAUAAACUAACAGUGAUUUGGAGACACAUUCGUGGCGAGCAGCAGCAACACGCUGUCUUCAGCCAACGGAUACCACGUCAUGCUGAAGGAAGUGAACGUGAACGGGGACUGCGAGACUAGACUGACCAUCACAGGCAACGGUCUGCACAAACUCAUCUCGUUCCCUUGCAAGAGCCGCCCUCACUCGGUCAUCAACCUGAACAAGACGCUGUUGGUGGGAGACGAGUGGUUCAGUGAUGAAUAUGGAGUCCUUGUACAUCUUGUGGACGGCAAGUGCAUCAGGGAGACAUACCAGGAAAAGGACGGGGACUACACCAGUUCUUCGGCUCCCAUGGAGGAUGCGCUCUGUGAGAAGGUCAAGCUGAAGAUUAAGAUUCUAAAGGAGCAGCAGGAGCGUUGGGAAGAGUGGUAUAUGCAGAAGCAACAAGAAGCACAAAAUCAGCUGACGCAGAUUCAGACCAACCUCAUGACCCUACAGCAGAAUCUGCUUGGAGGACUUUUCUCAGGGCUGCCUUGGGGAGUGUUUGGUGACGCUUGGAAAGUGAAGCCUCCCACCAUGACGUGUCCUACGUUGUAUGACCUCAUCCCGGACAGAAAGCCUCUCGCAAAGAUAGUCGGGCUCACGGAGAUAUUGUCAGCGUACGAGUGUAUACAUAUUCAUGGUGUGUCGCAACGAUUCUGGAAAUGGCUGAUAACAAACGACCUUGCUGUUGGUUGCUCUGUUAUCAGCUCAGUGUACGAGAAGACCUCACCUGAGCAACAUCACAACAUAAACAUCAACAUCAACAUCAUGAUCAACUAUCAGUCAACAUCUGUAAUUACCCUGCUGGUUGGUUGUUUGACAUUCAGCCAUGCCAUCCCGAUGCCUCAAGUUUCGUCAGCGACUCUGACCUCAACAGGGACUUCCAGCUCCAGCUCUAGUGGUCAACAUCACGUUCAGUCCAGCAGUCACGUUGAGUCUUCAGCCAAUGGGAUCACCGUGACUGUCACAGAGUCCCAAGUCAAUGAGCAAUGUGUGGCCAACUUGAAAAUUUUCGGUAACGGCAUAGACAAGAAGGCCGAGUAUCCUUGUGGUAAAGCACCAGUUGACAUCAUCAACUUAAAAAGCGGGCUUGCCGUUGGCAACGAGUGGUUCAGCGAUCAACCGAAGACUUUGGUGCACCUCACGGACAAAAAAUGUGAAAAGGAAGUAUUUACACAACAGGAUGGAAAAACCUCAAGCUCUUCAGAAGUUAUAAAUGAAGAAGAGUGCCAGAAGGUGCGUGACAAAAUUUCUGAAUUGAAGAAGGAGCAGCAGAAAUGGAAAGAUUGGCUGGCUCAGCAAGAAUUGGCGGCCCAGCAGCAGUUUCAGCAACUUCAGCAAAACUUCCAGUGGUUUCAAAACCAGCUGAGUGGACUGUUUGGUGGUAAAUAAGAUCCAGCACAUUGCAAAACUAUCACAGCAAACAAGGUUGUAAAAUACAUGAUAUAAGAAAAGUUAACAUAAGCGUUUUGAUUAAGACUUCAUUUGUAGGAUUUACUUUAGCAGUGUUAGUUUACACUAAGUAUAACUUAAGCAGAUAGUGCUUAAUAUAUGUUAAAUAUGCAUUUAUAUAGGUUUGUAAAUAUUAAUAUGCUAAUGAGUGA